AUGCAAUUGGGGGAGCAACUCCUAGGCAGUUCUGCUAAUCUGCCGAGUGCCCCAUUUUAUCCGCUGGAAGCCGCGGGCGGGAGAGCCGGCGCUACCGCGCGACACCUCAACACUGGGUCGCCGCCGCGCCUGGACUUGGAGAAGGGGCCGAAAAAGUUCGGGAGCGCCUCUGUACCGGCAGCGAGCCUGUUAGGUGAGGCUGAGGCGGCGGGCGAGACACCGCCCUUCGUCACUGCCGGCCAGAUGCCGUCCAAGGCGGCGGCCGAGGUCGCGGACGGCGGGCGCAAGAGCUCACCGUGUCCAACUGAGGAAGACGUGUUGCCGCCGCCGCCACCACCACCACCACCCCCGCCAGCGCGCUACUCUCUAGAUGGCCUGAGUCCUGAACGGUACUACCUGCAAUCUCCCGGCCCGCAGGCUAGUGCUGAGCUGGGCAGUCCGUGCUCGCUUUUCCCGUACGCUGGGGCGCCCGGGAGUGCGCAGUCCAGCUCCAUGUACCAGGCGCCCAGUGGAGCGCGCUACCCCUAUGGUCCUGUGCUGACGCCGCCGGGCAGCUUUUCGACGGCAGCGGGUAGGACGCCCUUCGCUGCAGCCGCGAGUACGUAUCAAUAUAGCCAAGGCACAUCUCCCGGUGCUCUCUAUAACCCUUAUCCGCCAGCGGCGGCGGCGGGGGGCUCCUGCGGCGGCCUAGGGGGACUGGCGAUGCCAAGCGGGGCAGGGGGACUCCGUGCCCAGGUUUUCCUCUGCAAUCGGCCGCUCUGGCUGAAGUUCCACCGACAUCAGACCGAGAUGAUCAUUACCAAGCAGGGCAGGCGGAUGUUUCCUUUCCUGAGUUUCAACAUAACAGGCCUCAAUCCUACUGCCCAUUACAAUGUUUUUGUGGAAGUAGUGCUUGCAGAUCCUAACCAUUGGCGCUUCCAGGGAGGAAAAUGGGUGACAUGUGGCAAAGCUGAUAAUAAUAUGCAAGGCAACAAGGUUUAUGUUCAUCCUGAAUCUCCCAAUACUGGAGCCCACUGGAUGAGACAGGAAAUCUCUUUUGGAAAACUCAAACUUACUAACAACAAAGGGGCUAAUAAUAAUAAUACCCAGAUGAUUGUUCUACAGUCCCUGCACAAAUAUCAGCCUCGGCUCCAUAUUGUGGAAGUGACAGAAGAUGGUGUUGAAGAUAUGAAUGACUCUACUAAAACACAAACUUUCAACUUUCCUGAAACACAGUUCAUAGCUGUUACUGCAUAUCAGAACACUGAUAUCACACAGCUUAAAAUUGAUCAUAACCCUUUUGCAAAAGGCUUCAGGGACAACUAUGAUUCCAUGUACACAGCUUCAGAAAAUGACAGAUUAACUCCAUCUCCUACGGAUUCUCCUAGAUCCCACCAGAUUGUCCCAGGAGCCCGGUACACUGUACAACCCUUCUUCCAGGAACAAUUUGUCAACAACUUGCCACCAGCUAGAUUCUAUAAUGGUGAAAGAGCUGUACCACAGACCAAUGGCCUCCUCUCUCCGCAGCAGACUGAAGAGGUGACUAAUCCACCACAGAGAUGGUUUGUCACUCCGGUCCAGCAGUCUGGGGCCAACAAACUCGACAUGAAUUCCUAUGAAACUGAUUACUCUCCAAGUAGCUUACUCUCUUAUGGUAUCAAAUCCCUUCCCAUUCAGACAUCCCAUGCACUGGGCUAUUACCCAGAUCCAACAUUUUCUUCUGUGGCUGGAUGGGGAAGUCGAGGCUCUUACCCAAGGAAAAUGUCUACAGGUUUACCUUGGACCUCGAGAACAAGCCCUCCAGGUUUCUCUGAAGACCUCCUUUCAAAAGAAAAAGUAAAAGAAGAAAUGGGGUCAUCUUGGAUUGAGACACCUCCAUCCAUAAAAUCUCUAGAUUCAAAUGAUUCUGGAGUUUAUAUUAGUGCUUGCAAAAGGCGGCGACUGUCCCCAAACAGCUCCAGCAAUGAAAACUCUCCAACAAUGAAGUGUGAGGAUAUUAAUGCUGAGGACUAUGGCAAAGAUGCUUCUAAAGGCAUGGGGUACUAUGCCUUUUAUACCAGUUCUUAA
Molecule: messenger RNA, 2046 nt
Organism: Ahaetulla prasina
Lineage: Eukaryota; Metazoa; Chordata; Lepidosauria; Squamata; Colubridae
Gene: EOMES
Product: eomesodermin
Exons: 6
Coding region: 1-2046 (681 amino acids)
Biological process (GO): endodermal cell fate specification; regulation of transcription by RNA polymerase II; mesoderm formation
Cellular component (GO): nucleus
Molecular function (GO): DNA-binding transcription factor activity, RNA polymerase II-specific; RNA polymerase II cis-regulatory region sequence-specific DNA binding
Source: RefSeq, a predicted model, not a curated record